CUGGUAGACUGGUGGCUGCUGGCUGGCUGGCUGAGCAGCAGGGCAGCCAGUUUCAGUUUUGCUUCGAGUCUGCGCGGUUGAGGUUGUGUCCGUUGACACGGCUCGUUUUCGAGGUGUACUCUCACCGUUGCAUGCCGACCGAGAAACAGCUGAGCGAUGAGCCCGAGCCUGAGCCCGCGGCGGGGCCUCUUCAGGCUCUGGCUGCUGACCCUGGGGCUCCUCGUGCUGGCGGCCAGUGGAAGCCGCGAGUCCCAGCUGCGCAUUGGCAAAGCGAUUAAUAUAUUCCUACGGUACGGCUACCUGGGCAUAUCGAUGCGCGUGAUACCCUUGAACGAAAGUUCCGAAAGCGAGCGAUGGAUAUUUAAGGAGCCGACUCGCAAUAUAUACAAGAAUAUGAGUGAGCUGUCAGAGAGUCAGGAGUAUACGGCGCCUGGCAUAUUCCAUGGCGACUUUCACAUGGAGUUCUGCGAGAAUCGUCGCCAACUAUUCCAGGCGUAUUUCCGCGACUUUACCAUUGAGAGUUUGGACAAGCCCUGGGAGGCGUUCACGGGCGGCUGGUUCCCAGAUAAUGCGGCCAAGAAGCUGGGUAUCAACACGUCCUUCAUUGUGGGCGACUACUCCUAUGUGCUGGUUCGCGUCGUUCGUUUCCGCGAAACGGGGAAACUUAAUUCCGAGAUACCCGUCAAUCAGCCGCUGGAAUCUGAUGUGCAAGCGCGCGUCCAACAGGUGCAGGUGGGCAAUGUGUCAUCGGCUGUGCGAUUUAUGGAGUCAUUCGGCACGCACUACGUCAACUCCUACACGACUGGCAAUUCGCUCUACCAGGUGUUCGUGUACAGUCGCAAGAACUACAAAAUGAUCAAGGAGCGCAUCAAGAGCAAAGGCCUCAACGGCCUCUCCAAACUUGACUUGUACAACUACUUUGCGCCGUGGUUCGCUGAGCACCUCGGCCAGAUACGCUCGGCCAGUGCCAACGCCACAGUCGAGCGCUGGGCCCGCCGCAAGCUGCAAUACGAGUACUACGUGGUCAAGUAUGUGACCCUGCUCAAGUUGCAUGGGAACAGCACGCUGCUGAGGUCGCUGGACAGCCUGCUGGGCAACGAUGCGAUCCUGCAGCUGGACCUGAAGGCAGUGAACGUUGUGUUCAGGGAUCAUCCGCAGAAGCAGAGCUGGUUCCACGAAGUGCUCGACAACAACAUGAAACUGUGGGAGCUCAACCUGCCACUCAAUCACCCAAAUCGAUAGGCCGAAUCGGACCAGCGAUUAGUUACUUUAAAGUUCCUCAAUGCAUGUUGUGCACGAAGAUGGCGCCCAGACGCUGCUAACGGCAUAUAUAGACGCACACUUAUAAACAUAUACAUACAUAUACGUGCAUAGUUGUAGUUAAGUUCUCUAGUGCGUAAUUACUGUUCUGCCUGUGAUAGCUUUUAGAUAGUUUAAUGAAACCCUUGUAACUGUGUUUUCAGCACGGUGCGUAGGUAAUAGAUCUGCAGUAAAGCAGUAAGCAUUUUACAUAUGAAAAA
Messenger RNA from Drosophila navojoa, 1520 nucleotides. RefSeq names its product membrane-attack complex domain containing protein torso-like (gene tsl). NCBI's taxonomy places the organism in Eukaryota, Metazoa, Arthropoda, Insecta, Diptera, Drosophilidae. The record is from RefSeq and is a predicted model, not a curated record.